This is a messenger RNA of Geodia barretti, 1439 nucleotides long. The record is from the annotation of a GenBank genome assembly. NCBI's taxonomy places the organism in Eukaryota, Metazoa, Porifera, Demospongiae, Tetractinellida, Geodiidae.
AUGCCCGGUCAGAGAUCUCUGUUCGUUCAUAAAAGAGCUGCGUCAAUGAUGGAGACCACUAACGAGCUGGCCAUGACCGCUAACGGGCAUGGCGACACGCCGUUAUUGACCGCAUCACGUAGGGGACAACUGGAGGUGCUGCGAACGCUCCUUGCCGAGCACGGCGUGCCGCUGGAGCACACUAACACGGACGGGAAAACGGCGCUGCACGAGGCUGCUCAGGAAGGUCACGUCGAUUGCGUACGACUACUCCUGGGCUCCGGAGCGCAGGUCGACAGCCUGAAAAAGGCCGAUUGGACUCCACUGAUGCUUGCAUGUACUAAGGAAAAUCUUGCAGUUGUGGAAGAACUGGUGAAAAAUGGCGCAUCUUUGAGUCUAGUAAACAAAGAUGGGUGGACUCCUUUCCACAUUGCCUGCAGAGAGGGUCACACUUUCAUCGUAAAAUUUUUGCUGGAUUCUGACCCCGGUUGCUGGGAUACGAGGACCAAGAACGGUCGCACACCGCUCCACACUGCAGGUAGGGUAUAUAUAUACCCUUCCUUGUGUGCACACAGACAGUGUGAGAAAGGAAGGAAGCACCAGGGCUUAUCCUUGGCUGGAAUGGUGUUACAGUCAUUAGAAGGCAGUGACAAAUGAAUAAUAUUAUGUGGGUUGGUGUGCUCUCACCUUUUUUUUUGCUUAUGAACAUGAACUUAGUGUUUUCUUGAAGAGGAGGAUAUGAAUAACUACUAGCAUCGUCAGCAGAACCAUUGCUAGCCAUGACGUAACCUGAGCCUACAAAAAUAGCAUAGUACUGCAUGGUUUAUGCACAUCAGACAAGGUGCCUCGCUUCAGUCACCAACAAUGACAAGAGAGUCAGGGAUGAUUGACCUUUUCUUUUCUCUUGGCCCAUGGCCGGCUGGCAGCUCUCCACGGGAGGCUGGAGGUGGUCCAACUGCUACUGGAGCGGUGUGACUACGAGGCAGACCCCAGGGACACCAGCGGUGUAACUCCUCUCAUGGACGCUGCACGCGGAGACCACGUCAAUGUGCUGCAAAGCCUCUUACAGCACAACAAGGGUUCCCUGGAGGCAGAGGACUUGCAGGGAAGGCGAGCAGUCCACCACACAGCCCAGGCAGGUGCCAACAGUGCCCUCUCACUGCUCCAGCGAGAGGGAGCCAGCAUUGAGGCUGUAGUCGUCAACACUGGACAGACUCCACUCCACUGUGCAGCAAGAGAGGGCCAGGCGGGGACCAUUUCUAUACUGCUGUCCCUGGGAGCUGACCCAAAACUCACUGACAAGACAGGAAAGACUGGUGAAUGAAAUAACUGGAGGUUUUGUCACACGAGGGACUGCAUAGUAACUGGUGGUACUACUGCUGCGCCUACACAAAGUUUUGAUUGGAGGGAUUGUAUAGUGUAACCACUACAUAAACACUACAUAAACCUGCAGACUAUGU